AUGGCUAUGACUUCCACCCCUUCUCGACGUCAAUCCUGUGAUCGGUGCCAUGGCCAGAAGUUGCGAUGCUCUCGUGCCGGGGACGACGAGACGGCCGCAUGCAUUCGCUGCCUCCGCCAAGGCGCUCAGUGCGUCUACAGCUCCAGCCUGCCCAAAGGUCGUCCGAGUAUGUAUCGCUCGAUAGAGACAGUCACCCGCAAUGUGUCCUCUCCGAUAUCCCCAUCCGCUAUCCGGAAGGCGCCAUCGCGUGCAAGGACGGCCUCGAAGUCAGAGGUCACCAUCAACAUCACUCCCUCGACCACAGCAGAAAUCACUCCUCCGAUCACAUCAGAGACGUCCGAUCUGGAAACCGCAUUGGCCCCGUAUCCUACCGACACAGGCAUGCCACCGAGUUCCGGGACCAAUCCCAGCUUCUUCCCCGACCCAAUUACAUCUAAACCGCCGCCAUCCGACUCGGCCGUGGCGAGGACGACCGAACAAGAGCCAGUCAUCCAAGUGCCAAUGGACGAGCCUGCACCCAUGUGGCUGGACCACGACAUGGACUGGAGCACAAGCAUGCUCGAUCUCGUCGGUCAGCAGAUGGACGCCAGCUUCGCGUUCCUCGAGACCCUUCCCGACAUGCUCCCCCCGAACAUUUGCGCAGACGCCAAUCUUGAGGCCGGGUUUCUGACCGCCAUGAACCCCCCCAAAGACAUGGUUGCCCGUCGGAACAGUGCGGACGCCAGGGUGUUGCAGCUGUCCCAGCUCAGCAAUCGCCUAUCGACGUUGCACCGGUGGAGCUGCAACGUCGCCGGCCACUAUCAGCCGGCCUUCCCAUGCAGCGUGCCCAACCAAGGGUGCCCACUGCCCCUGAUAAAUGAUCUGGCGUUCAAUUCAGUAGUGUCAUGGUUGAUACAAGCCUCUGCGGAUAUGAACCUGUUUUCCUGCCCGGAGCUCAAGGCCGAAUUCGUGGAGCCAUCCUCCAUGGACGACACGCUCCAUCAUGUCUUCUCGGCUUCGCACCAGUUCAUAGAGACCCUGCGCGACCUCCAGAGUGACGAUGCAAGCCGAAUGCAGAACCCUCCUCCGCAUCUCAUCGAGAUGGCAUUCUGCGCACGGACGGGCCCCACACCGUUCAUCGCGGCGCAGGAAAUUCCCCUGGUGACCCCGCAGGUGUUGGAAAACCCGUACUCCAGCAUUGCAGAGCGCCAUCUGGUGAUCGCAUGUCACACGCUGCUCCUCGAGAUCUACGUUAUUGUGUUCGGUUCACUACAACGUGAUAUCGACCACCGUCACUCUCAUAUGGACGCUGAUCCCGUGGAUCAGGAUCAAGCGGCGGGUGCCACGUUACUGACGGACAUGCGACUGGUCCUAGUGGUGCAGCUGUGCUCCUACCUGCUGGAGCGUCAACACCAAUCCGUGUCCAGCUACUUGCUACCAAAGCCGGAACCUGGCUGGCCGACACAGGUCGAUCUGUCCAACCCGUCAAAAUUCACGGCGAUCCAGGGUGUGAAUACCGGACCGGACUCCGAGGUUCAGCGUCGGUUGGAACGGCUUCGCGAAUCUUUACGAAUCUGA
Aspergillus campestris IBT 28561 is the source of this 1557-nucleotide messenger RNA. Its product is annotated as Zn(II)2Cys6 transcription factor domain-containing protein. The transcript has a single exon. The coding region runs from base 1 to 1557 and encodes 518 amino acids. NCBI's taxonomy places the organism in Eukaryota, Fungi, Ascomycota, Eurotiomycetes, Eurotiales, Aspergillaceae. Gene Ontology annotation, molecular function: DNA-binding transcription factor activity, RNA polymerase II-specific; zinc ion binding. The record is from RefSeq and is a predicted model, not a curated record. Gene Ontology annotation, biological process: regulation of DNA-templated transcription.